CGACUGCGCAUGCUCAGUGCCGGACAGACCGGUGUCCAGUCAGUAUCAGACACUCUGAUCAGAUGCGUUUGCCUCAUAUGCUCCAGUCCCGUUAGUUACAUUCAGUUUUCCUUCGCGUAAUUAUUGCCAAACCUGCGGGGUUGAUGUGUUUAAACGCACACUGUAGAUUUAAAUCCAGACAUUUAUCCACUCGCAUAUUUCACCUGGGCUGCACCGCACCUGAUGUCGGCAUAGGCACGCGCUCGCAAGGAUAAUCAUCUUAGAACUAGAGCCAUGGAGACAGUCAUUCACUUUAUGAAUGACUCUGUAGAGUUUUAUAAAUGGAGCCUUACCAUAGCAGAUAAGCGAGUGGAGGAAUGGCCGAUGAUGUCAUCUCCACUCCCCACCCUGGGGAUCAGUGUUCUCUACCUACUCUUCCUCUGGGUCGGACCCCUUUACAUGCAAAACCGGGAGCCUUUUCAGCUCAGAAAAACCCUCAUUGUGUACAAUUUCAGCAUGGUGCUGCUUAACUUCUACAUCUGCAAAGAGCUGCUUCUGGGCUCCAGAGCGGCCGGAUACAGCUACCUCUGCCAGCCUGUGAACUACUCCAGUGAUGUUAAUGAAGUCAGGAUAGCGUCAGCACUAUGGUGGUACUACAUCUCUAAGGGGGUGGAGUUUCUGGACACAGUGUUCUUCAUCAUGAGGAAGAAGUUUAAUCAGGUCAGCUUCCUGCACGUCUAUCACCACUGCACAAUGUUCAUCCUGUGGUGGAUCGGCAUCAAGUGGGUUCCUGGUGGACAGUCUUUCUUUGGCGCUACGAUUAAUUCAGGCAUUCAUGUUCUGAUGUAUGGCUACUAUGGCUUGGCCGCGUUUGGACCGAAGAUCCAGAAAUACCUGUGGUGGAAGAAAUACCUCACUAUUAUUCAGAUGAUCCAGUUCCACGUCACCAUUGGCCACGCCGCACAUUCUCUCUACACGGGCUGCCCAUUCCCGGCCUGGAUGCAGUGGGCUCUGAUUGGCUACGCCGUCACAUUCAUCAUCCUGUUUGCCAAUUUCUACUACCAGACAUACCGCCGCCAGCCACGCCUCAAGUCGGCUAAACCUGCUGUGAACGGCAUCUCCAAUGGCACCAGCAAGACACCGGAGGUCACAGAAAACGGAAAGAAACAGAAGAAAGGAAAAGGAAAGCAUGAUUGAAAAGAAACAAGACAGGAUGUGAAACACUGGGUCUCAUGGGCUUCAAAAAUAGCCAUGUCUCAACUGCUACAGACUGUUUGGUAAUUGUGAAAACAAAAAUGGUCUUUUUUUUGUUAACUUUGCUGACUGUAUUUCAAACUAGGGACAUUUCAAACGCAACCAGUCCUGUGUGACAUCACUUCCUCAAUUAUCUCCUUUGAGUUGUUUAGGCUACUUGAGGCAGUUUUAUAAUACAAAAUGUCCUAUUUGGUUUAUGGAAUCAAAAUAACAAACUACUUUGAGAAGUUUCGUAUUAUUUGGGGGGAAUAGUCUGUUUUUCUUCACAAAAUCACAUGCUUUUUCACAUAAACAGAACGCUAAUUCUCUUGAAUGUUUUUAUUUAGUAUAAGCAGCAGAUGAAAGAUUCUUACAUAAAUGAUACAGCUGGACGCUUCACGUGUCCUUCCUCUGGUCUCGAUGACAGCCAGCUUUCCUGAAAGACUGAGCCCUUAAACAACAAAUGAUAAUGAGAAUGAGUCAUUCGAGAUGCAAGUCUGAAUCACUUCCAUAAAACAUGAGGAUAAUCCCACUUUCUAGUUUUUUAUAGCUAUUAUUAUUGUCUGUUUCAAUCUUCAUUUAUCGUGAAACAGUGGUGUUUAAGGGUUCAGGUGAAUGUUAUUCAGAUGGCAACACAGUUCUACCAAAGAAAAUUACUGUACAUUUGGUGGGUUUAUGCUCUUGCAUUAGAUAAUGUCAUUAUUUUAAUUUAAUUCCCUGUGCAAAACAAGUUCCUGAGAUUUGCGUGCAGUAAUGAUGGUGUCAUGGCUAUAUACUCAGGUAGUUUCAAAUGUUUUUGUUCCACAUGUAAAAUUAGACACAUAUACUGCGUACAAACACACACACACUUGUGUCCUUAAUGUCCGUUCAGGUAUGUGUACUCCUCUCUAUUGCUUUGUGCAUGUAGCUUUUUAUUAAGUUUUUGCAAGUUAUAUUACUUUAAAGUUAUACUUAUUUUGCUUUUUGUUCCCUUUUAUGAAAAAAAAAAAGUUCCCUGUGUUAAUAGAAUCCCACAAUUGGAAAAAAGGUAGGACAAAUAUGUUUGAAAACGGCUAUAUAUUUUCUGUAUGACAAUCUUAAAUUCACACAGGAAGCUGUGUUUGUGAUCUGUACAUUGUGUACAACAGAUUCUUACAAAUGUCAAUGUUCCUCUUAUUGUAAACAGAUAUAUCAGUUUAUACAGAACUGAAUGAAAUAAACAGGAUGUCAACCUCA
Messenger RNA from Cyprinus carpio (common carp), 2427 nucleotides. RefSeq names its product ELOVL fatty acid elongase 4b (gene elovl4b). Gene Ontology annotation, biological process: sphingolipid biosynthetic process; fatty acid elongation, monounsaturated fatty acid; fatty acid elongation, polyunsaturated fatty acid. The record is from RefSeq and is a predicted model, not a curated record. Gene Ontology annotation, molecular function: fatty acid elongase activity. Gene Ontology annotation, cellular component: endoplasmic reticulum; endoplasmic reticulum membrane. Lineage: Eukaryota; Metazoa; Chordata; Actinopteri; Cypriniformes; Cyprinidae.